CACUGACCAAUCAGAGCGCGCGUAUACCGUUGAAGCGCCCGCGGUAGCGUAUGAGCGCGGCCGCCUAUCGCGUAGCCUACGCUCAACCGGCAUACUCGCGCUCUGAUUGGACGGGGUUUUCGCUUAAUAUCUCCUUAACGAAACCUCGGACAACAUUUUCGCUAAGGAAAAAGUUGUUUCAAAUCACCUCCCGAACCACCUCUUUCAAGGUGUUACAACAUUUUUGGGACACCUUGUAUAUUUAGGACAAUUCAGGAAAUAAACAAUAAAAUGAAAUUUCUUAUUGGUUUCUGCCUCCUGCCAUGUUGACCCUGCCGCGAUCACGUGGUUUUAUUUAGAUUCACUUUACCGUCUAUGGAACGGACUGUAGUAAGUGUUCAUUGCCGCGAUUGAAGAUGUAUCGAUAUCUUCCAGGUCUUUAAUACAUUAUUUUCAUCGACUUAAUAAUGUUUCACACAUCGAAACCAAUAAUUUUGUAACAAGAAACCGUUUAGUGAUAUUACUAAAGCGUCAGCUUUAUGUCUCUCACAGUCGGUAUUACCACACAAGCAAUGUUCAGUGGCAACACGUACGCGCUUGAAAUACACACUUUAUCGUUCAAGUAUCACACAUCCUUUGCACUUCUUCGUGAUGCGUUCAUUCAGGUGAUUAAUGUUUGUCUAAACAAAUCAUGAGUUGACUCGAGAAGUAUUAAUUGCAAUAGAAUUCUCGUUCAAUUUGUGUAAAAGUUGAUCAACCCAAAGUGAAACGGUCAAGACUGAAAAAAGAAAAACUGAGGAAUAUAAAAAAGUGUUUGUUUAUUAAAAAAUAUAGAUGAAAUAUCUCAAACAAUGAUCAUCAUAAACGUACGAGACAUCAUUUUACAGGCAUAUGAGUAGUAGAAUAUAUGGAAACAAAAUGGCUCGCAGACGUAGAACUGAAAUGAAAACAUCUGUGAAAUCAUCCCUUAAGUAUGUACCUGUCCGAAAAUCUAGUAGGCAAAUAGCCAAAAAGCAACUAGAAGAGAAGAAAGUUAAUGGAGACAUUUUACAACUACCUUACACAAAUGACAUAGAAGAUGGUAAAAGUACUGGAGAGUACCAGAACCAAGCACUUCCGAAAAAGAAUCAAAAUUCUUUAAGGAAACAUAACAAGCUUAAAAAUGUUCCUAACAGUGAUUUGCUUGAAAUCAAUCAUGAAAGUGAAUAUUCAACAUCACAAUAUAAAAAGGAUACUAGUGAAAGUGACAGUCAGGAUGGGAUAGACAUUAUAAUUGAGCACUCCGAAAAACUUAGUCCUGAAGAUGUCCAAAAUGUAGUUGUUGGUAAUUCAAUUAAGGAAGUCGUAACCGAACCUGACUCUACUGAAAUUGAAAUAUGGCCAGAAGAUGUUGUAGAAGAAACUAUAAUUUGCGAAGAGGUGGAGGUUAAAGAUGUUAAAAGUAAUAGUUAUAAUUUGAAACAAGGAGAUGAUAUGAUGGUAAAAGAAGUGUUGCUGAUAAGCGAUUCUUCUGCAUUAGAAAGAAAAAAUUUUGUUGAAUUUACUGUGAUACAAAAUAAGGGUGGUAUAGAAUCCAUGGUAGUAGCAUCUGAUUCGAGAAGCACAUCUAAUACAGAAUACUGCGCCAUGCUAAAAGAUAUUUAUAAUUUAAGUAGAUCUGAAACGGAGAAUUCUAUAUCAGCCUCAUGCAUAGAUGUGCCAAUGACUUCUAACAAUAAAGAUGAUAAAUCAACUAAUUUAGAAGAAUUAUAUGCUCAUCACAAAACAGCACCUAGCAAUCAAAAAGAUUUGCACAUGGAUAGAAAUGAGUCCACAAGAAAGCCAGAAGAAAUUCUGUCUAAGGAUGAUGGAUUUUGCAGAAUAGACAACAAAUUAGCAGAUAUGCAAAUUAGCGAAUCUUCAAAAGAAAUACAAAAAUUAGUUAAUGAUUUAUCCAAUGUAGAAAGUGUAACAUCUACAUUGCAGAUUGCAAUGAAUGUAGAGAAAGUGAUGCCAAUGAGUCUUGAUGAUGAAAAUAGUUCAUCAAUAUUGGAUAAAAUAGAACAGUUGCAUCAUUCAAACAAUUCUGCUUCUUUGUUUGAUAACAUAGACAAAAAUAUAAUAGAACAAACCAAAUCCACUUCAGGAGAAGAUAAAGUAGAUUGUGCUGAUCAGCAUUUAUUAAAAUCAAAAAUCUUACAAGAUAAAAAGGUCAAAACUCAGCAAAAGAUUAAUGAAUUGUAUGGUGACAACGAAGCGGAUAAUAAAAUUGAUGGAGAAGAUACAAAAUUAUCCAGCAGUAGUGAUAAUAGUAACGACAUGUUGUUGUCUUUGAGUAAUUGUAAACUCACAGAAUUUGAAACAAAAUGUAACAGUAACUCAAAUGAUAUUGAUAAACGGGUCGAAUUUAGAAGUCGAAGCGGUAGUACUGAUACGACAGGUUCCGAAAGUGGAUCAAACAGUUCUGGUGUGAGGAGAAGCAGUAGAAUUAGAUCAAUCGGUUUAAUGAAACAAAGGUCUCGUGGACGUGGCUUAGUUACAAAACCUAAUAUAGAAAUUUCAAAAUCAAGUAUUCAACAAGAACGAGAGAAAAUAUCUAACACUCUUUUAAUUGCUCAAGAUGUAAAAGUGGAGAAUCCACUAGAACCACAAUCAGAUAAAGAGAACAAUGUUAAUAAGGCUGGAAAUACAUUUGAUUCAUUUACACCACUAGCAACUACUUGCAAUGCUACAGGUUAUGACUCAGACUCUUGUAAACCUGUUAAAGUAAAAUCACGAUGGCGAAGAUCAAGCGAACUUGAAAUGGGGGGAUCUAGUACAGGAUUUGGAUCUACAUCGUCGGUUGGAUCUACAUUUGGAAUCAUACCUACGAAUACGCUUGAAUCAGGAUUGGUAACAGUUAAGUCUGCACCUGGAGCUCUAACAGAUGUUGGUUCUUCAGAUUCUGGAUCUGCAUCUACAUCAACAGUUACAACUGUUCAGUCCAACACAGAAACAGAACAAGCGAAAGAACAAUCUGUAGUGGCUAACAGUAUCAUUAGUGUACAGAUUCCAAGAACUGUUGGUUCAAAAAUUUCAUUACCUAUGGUUCCCGAAAUAGAAGAUAGAGAAAUGGAAGAACGUUUGAGCCAGUUCGAACAUUUGGCUGAAAAUCUGUAUUUGACAGAGAGGUAUACAAAUAAAGAAACUAAACGAAUGGUAUGCGAUUGCUUUUUAACGGGAGAAGAAAUUGAAAGAGGAGAACUAGGUUGCGGAGAAGAUUGUCUCAAUAGACUUCUUAUGAUAGAAUGCGGUCCUCGAUGUGUGGUAGGUGACCGAUGUACAAACAAAAGAUUUCAAAAUUGUGAAUAUGCAAAAUGUGAAGUAUUUAGAACAGAAAAGAAAGGAUUUGGUUUACGUGCCAUAGUCGACCUAUUAGCGGGGGAAUUUAUAAUGGAAUAUGUAGGUGAAGUAGUUGAUCCAAAAGAUUUUCGACGUAGAGCAAAAGAAUAUUCGAAGGAUAAGAAUAGACAUUAUUACUUCAUGGCAUUAAAGUCUGAUCAAAUUAUCGAUGCUACUAUGAAAGGAAAUGUUUCUCGAUUUAUAAAUCACAGUUGUGAUCCGAAUUCUGAAACACAAAAAUGGACAGUGAAUGGUGAAUUGAGGAUAGGCUUUUUUAAUAAAAAAUUUAUAGCCGCUGGUGAGGAAAUUACGUUUGAUUAUCACUUUCAACGUUAUGGUAAAGAGGCGCAGAAAUGUUUCUGCGAAGCACCCAAUUGCCGUGGUUGGAUCGGCGACACACCAGAAGAAGAAAAGGAGAAAACUGAGAAAAAAGAGAAACGAGAGAAAGACAUGCGAAAAAAGAAGGGAGAAAAGAAACAGACUGAUUAUAUGGAAGAUGAAGAUUUGGAAGAAGAAAUAGAUAAAUUGUGCUCAGGUGGAUUAAAAAAUAGAGUUCAUACGUUGACAUUGAGUCGAUUAAUGGUACGUAGUAGGGAAUUAGAACACAGAACACGUCUUUUACGUCUUAUACAAAGCGGUGAGCAGCCGUGUCGAAGAUUAUUUUUGGAUUACCAUGGUUUACGUUUAAUUUGGAGUUAUGUUAUGGAUAUUUCUACAAAUGAUUCCGACGAAGCACAACAAUUUCGACUAGAAGUCCUGAAAACUCUAAACACACUUCCAAUCCCCAAUAAAACAAUGUUAAUGGACAGUAAAAUUUUUGACGUGGUUGAAAAAUGGUCCAAACGUUUGUAUUUUUCUCCAAAUGGUGAUUCUCCAGAAGAUGACCAAGGAAAAUUAAAAUCAAAUUGUGAAGAAAUGCAAAUCAAUGAUGAUACUAAUGAGAAAAAGGGCUCUUAUCAAUUGAACAUUGUAGACAAACAGGAGAGUAAUAUUGAAAACUGUAUAGGAAUCACCGAAAUAAAAUCAGAUAACGCAGAUCAAAAUCUGAUACCUGACCUAGCUUCAACACUUUUAGCUGAGUGGUCAAAUUUGAAGGAAGUUUUUCGAAUACCAAAAAAGGAAAGAAUUGAACAAAUGAAAGAGCAUGAAAGGGAAGCAGAUCGCGGGUAUAGAGAAGAAUUAGAAAAAGAAGAAAAAAGAGGAACAUCAUAUGAUAGACAUAGAUCUGACAGAUAUGGAAGAAAUGAACCAGAGAAACGUGGAGAUAGAAGACGAGGCCGAGAAUCUCCAGAAUCUGAGUAUACUCGAACAAAAGAUAAAAGAACAGAAGAAAGAAGUAGCUUGGUUCCAAUUCCGCGAAUGACAAAGUAUGAACGCAGACAAUUAUUUGCCUUAAAAGUUGCUAAGGAGGAGGAAGAGCGACAACGUCGCCAGCAACAAGAAUCAUGGCAAGAUCAUGAAACUAGGUGUCUGGCAUUAGGUAUAGAUCCUCACACGACUGCUAUGGUAGACCCACAAACAGGAUAUCCUGUUUUUUAUAAUCACUCGCUUGGGCAAUGGCAACAUUAUCCUACACAAGAUGGAGAAAUAAGUCAACAAUGUACUCCUGUGUAUGUAGGAGGACCUCAACCGGUACCUGGCCAUUCUCAAUCUGGGAUAGGACCACAAAAUUCACAUGUCCUUCCACCAUCAAUUCCUUCUGAAAUAUCACCUGGUAUGUCAAGUACCAUACCUUCAGGUGUACCUCCGGUAGUAUACACAUUAAGCCAAACAUCUGUGUUCAAUCAAACAACAACAGCGUAUUCUUUACUACCUCAUUGUCACCAACAAUAUCCCGAAAGUCAAUUAUCACUUUCGAAUAACUUGGUUCAUGGUGGAACACCUCCGGUUACAAUUCAAACUCAGCCUCUCUAUGAUCACGUUGAAAAGCAAUCAGAUCAACAGUUUCAUACAAAACCAUUUAAACCAACGCAGCCGGAAAUACCUCCUAUAGAUUUGCCACCUAAAUGGAAAAGUGCAACCGACACCAGGGGUAGAAUAUAUUACUACCACGUGAAGGAACGUAUAUCACAAUGGUUACCUCCUCCGCCAGAUCAUAUUGGGGUUCAACCAGAUUCAUCAUCAUCUUCAGAAUCCAGCGAGGAAUCUAGUUCAUCGAACGAAGAUGAUGAAGAUAUUGAGGAGGAUAACAACGAAGAACAGAAAAACGAAGAGAUAGAUUUUAAUAAUACUUUAAUAGAAAAAUCAUUGAAUGGUUCUAAACAUAUUAUACCUAAAAAAAGUGGUGUUCCUAAUGUAACUGGAAGUUCGGGACUUUUCCCAGAAAGCAAAAAGAGAAGAGAAGGAUUAGUUCAAGAAAGAAUCAUCAGUCCACGCCGAGAAGAGGAUCGUAUAGAUCAUAAAACGCACAAAGGAAUAAAGGAAAAAUUACGUCGACAAAAGGAAAGAGCAAAGUUUAAAGAACACGUUGAAAAACUACGAAGACAUCGACGUAGUAACAAAUCCAAAUCACAUUCACGCCAUAGCGUAAAUAAAUUACAAUCGCCUUCAACUGACUUAUCCACGAUGUCGGAAAGAAAAAUUAAAGAUACUUUUAGGAUAAAUAUGGCAAACGUGAUGGUACACUUUUUAAAUCCUUACAGAAAAAAUGAUUGUAAACAAGGUAGAAUAACUAAUACCGAAGAUUUUAAACAUCUUGCAAGAAAGCUUACACAUUUUGUACUCGCGAAAGAAUUAAAACACUGUAAAAGUGUUGAUGAAUUACAAUGUAACGAAAAUGUUAAACAUAAAGCUAAAGAUUUUGUACGUAAGUAUAUGAAUAAGUUCGGUGCAGUAUACCAGAAAAGUACAGAUGAAGAUUAAUUAUGUAACUUAUAACGUGAAAUUGUUAUUUAUUACACGAAUCCUCUACCACAAAUAUUGUAAUAUACCUAGUAGAAAUAUAUCUAAGUAAUGCUCAUAUUUAGAUAUAUUUGUAAUUAUUAUUAUUGUAAUAUAGGUGAAUUUGUACAUGCUUCAGAAACAUUCUAGUAAUAGGAGCUAUUAAAAAAAUUAGUAAAUUUCAAAUUUCACUUAUUGAAUGUAUAAAUUCGAUAUUUUGAUUUCGUAUGAAAUAAUACGUCUGUUGAUCUUUCAAUGAAUUUGCAUUUUGUGUUCUGAUAUUAUGUACAUCCUGUAUAGUUAAAUUAGGUAUGACCUCUGUCCCUUAUAUUGGUUUCGUAAGAAAUAUCGAAUCUUUAUUGUUAAACGUCAUAUUAACAUCUUAAAUAUUGUACAUAAUACAUAUUGUAAAAGAAUUUUUAACUGUUUCCUAAAAGUAAGUUGCAAUUACUAAAUCUUUUGGUAUUUAUGACAAGUAAAUGAAAUGAAAGACAGAAAAUUUUGGAUUCGUAAACUUACUUUCUAUAUUCUGAAAAUUUCUUCUACAUGGUACAAAAAUUGAUUCUGUGAUGCAUGAUUUUUAAACUGAAAGCAAUGUACGAUUUUAAAUAAAAAGAAAUCUAUGUUUACUGUCAAA
Hylaeus volcanicus is the source of this 6856-nucleotide messenger RNA. It is a transcript of the gene Set2, whose product is annotated as histone-lysine N-methyltransferase SETD2. NCBI's taxonomy places the organism in Eukaryota, Metazoa, Arthropoda, Insecta, Hymenoptera, Colletidae. The coding region runs from base 871 to 6201 and encodes 1776 amino acids. Gene Ontology annotation, molecular function: protein binding; histone H3K36 methyltransferase activity. Gene Ontology annotation, biological process: regulation of DNA-templated transcription. Gene Ontology annotation, cellular component: nucleus; chromosome. The record is from RefSeq and is a predicted model, not a curated record. The transcript has 15 exons.